GUGGUUGAGGCUUCCGGUGAUGGGUUCACAACUCUAUGAUUAAAGUUUCAUUUUGGUUAGGAACACCCCCCCACCACCACCACCAAAAUUAAAAAAAGGAAAAGCCUAUCCCCCUUACCCAAUCUGAGCUAAAAUAAAUGCUCUCUUUGCAUUGAGUUUGUCAUUUAUUGUUUUGUAAGGUUCUGUUUGGGCGGAUUUUUUGGAGAAUGGGUUCUGAAAACUGUUUAUCAAUUUCUAGCAAGAAGAUUCCAACACCAUUUGCAAGUUAUGGUGUGUACUUAUUCUUGAAAAUUAAUUCAGGGAGGUUAUUCUUAAGUUGAAGAUUACUUUGAAAAGAAAUCAUAAAAAGGCACAUCUCCCGAAGGGUGUCUUUUUGCCAUGAUUCUCAUACAGAAUCGAGUUAAGAAAGUUAGAUCUUCAUUUUUUUGGCUACUUAUUAAAGGGAUUGUUGCGAGUGUUGCCCUAUAUUUUACAUUACAUGGAAAUGAUAUAUAGUAUAAACGUGGAGUGGUCAAGAACUUCUAGUAAUAAUAUGCAGAUUUGCCUUUAUACAGAAUGACAAGAUUUGCAGGAUACAAAAGAUAUUUGAAGAUCCGGAGUUGCUUCUUCGACCAUGGUUUGAAAAGUUGUUUGAGGUUUUGAUAAAGCUACUUUCUGGAGUCAAAUUGCGCCAACAGCAUGCUGGGGCGGCUAGGAGCAGACGGCAAGUUAGCAGGCAGGACACACGUGGGAAGGCCAUGCGUGAAAGAUGGAACGCAUGAAGAACAAACACAGAACCUGCUGCAGCCUGCACUAAUUGCUCUCUCAACUAUGGAUGGAAUUUGCAGCCUUUUCCAAAUCACAAGCCUUCAUCUAAAGCUUUCUGUCUAGAGAUCAAGACAGCUUUCAACCCACUUCUCUUCCCACGGUCUGUAGCUGGGAAGCUGUCAUUAUUUUCAGCUAGUUUUUACAGCCAUGAAGUUUAUGAAAUUAGGGACAAGGCCAGACAUCUUCUACACAGAAGAAGCUACCAGGACUGUCAUUUCAGAUGUACCCAGUGACCUUGUUAUCAGAAUAAACAAUAUUACUUACCUCAUUCACAAGUUCCCUGUGGUGGCGAAAUGCGGCCUCUUACAGCGCCUUUGCUCCAACCACAGCGGCGGCGACGGCGACGGCGACGGCGACACAGUAAUCACAAUUGAACUCCACGACAUUCCUGGCGGAGAAGACGCUUUCGAGCUGUGCGCCAAAUUCUGCUACGGAAUCACCAUUAAUCUGAGUGCCCACAACUUCGUGUCUGCCUUCUCCGCUGCCAACUUCCUCCGCAUGACCGAAUCCCUUCACAGAGCCAACUUCAUCUCCAAGCUCGAAGCUUUCUUUCUUUCCUGCAUCCUCGCCGGCUGGAAGGACUCCAUUGCCACGCUUCGUUCCUCUUCUUCUGCUGCUGCUGCUGCUGCUGCCCUCUCCGAAUGGUCCCACAAUCUUGGCAUCACCACCAAAUGCAUUGAUUCUGUCGUCCACAAAAUCCUCACCCCACCUUCUAAGGUGAGUUGGUCCUACACCUACACCAGACCAGGCUACAACAAGAAAACACACCGCUCUGUUCCCAAAGAUUGGUGGACAGAGGACAUUGCUGAUCUUGACAUCGAUCUCUUCCGCUGCGUAAUCGUGGCGAUUUCCUCCACUUGCAUCCUCCCGCCGCCGCUCAUUGGCGAAGCCCUCCAUGUCUACGCCUCCCGUUGGCUACCCGAUGCCAAAAUCGCCGCUCCGAAACAACCAGAAGAGGCAUCUUCAGACACCACCACCACCAAUAUAGAGGCUAAGAAUCGCCAGAUCGUCGAAACGAUAAUCAGCCUGAUCCCCCCGGAUCGUGAAUCGGUGUCUGUCAGCUUCUCUCUGAGGCUCCUCCGGCUGGGGAAUCUCUUGGGGGCAUCUGCAGUCUGCAAGACAGAGGUUAUAAGGAGAUGCAGCCUGGUGUUGGAGGAGGCCACAGUGGGGGACUUGAUAUUCUCUUCGCAGCAGCAUCCUGAUGAGCAUAAUUUGCAGGAUGUUGAUUUGGUUGUGGCUGUUUUGGAGAGUUUCUUGAUGGUGUGGAGAAGGCAGUCGCCUGUGGAGAAUAAUGGGCAGCUGUUGGCGUCUGUUAGGAAAGUUGGGAAGCUCAUUGACUCUUAUCUCCAGGUGGUGGCUAGAGAUCGGAACAUGCCUGUGGCCAAGAUGGUUUGUCUUGCUGAAGCUUUGCCUGAUGUUGCCCGCCCAAAUCAUGAUGAUAUGUACAAGGCAAUCAACAUUUUUCUCAAGGAGCAUCCAGAUGUAAGCAAGGCCGAGAAAAAGCGGCUAUGUCGGGUACUAAACUGCCAGAAACUGUCGCCGGAGGUACGUGCCCACGCAGUGAAGAACGAGCGGCUGCCACUGAGAACUGUGGUACAAGUCCUGUUCUUCGACCAAGACAAAGGCUCCAAGACAAGUAGCCGAGUAGCAGCAGCAGCCACGGAGGAGGUACUACUCUCGAGGCCAAAACCAAAACAGAGGCCAGCCACAGCCACUGGCGAGAAUCUAAGCCUGAGCCGCCCAGGACCAGAUGAAAAGUUGAGGAGAUCUGAAAGCACAAAAUCGAGGCCGACCAAAGAGAAAUCAGAUCAUGACCAGAAAAUGAAGACAAGUAGUGAUCAGUUUGAGUCACGAAGGAAGGUUGUCGUUAAAGGAGAAGGAGAGGAGAGAUAUGGUGGGUGAUGUUUGUUUCUGUUUAAUCUCUGCCUCCAAAAAUGGGUUGUACAGAUUAUUCAAUCAAUUCCCUCCUAAGUCAUCUGUAAUGUUUUACUCACCUGGGUGUUGUCAUAGCACUUAGCAGUGUGUUAUGAAUAAGAAUCAUGAUUUGCAGAGGCCUAA
This is a messenger RNA of Momordica charantia (bitter melon), 2865 nucleotides long. The record is from RefSeq and is a predicted model, not a curated record. NCBI's taxonomy places the organism in Eukaryota, Viridiplantae, Streptophyta, Magnoliopsida, Cucurbitales, Cucurbitaceae.